This is a messenger RNA of Fonsecaea pedrosoi CBS 271.37, 1455 nucleotides long. RefSeq lists its product as uncharacterized. The transcript has a single exon. The record is from RefSeq and is a predicted model, not a curated record. The coding region runs from base 1 to 1455 and encodes 484 amino acids. Gene Ontology annotation, cellular component: Golgi apparatus; membrane. NCBI's taxonomy places the organism in Eukaryota, Fungi, Ascomycota, Eurotiomycetes, Chaetothyriales, Herpotrichiellaceae. Gene Ontology annotation, biological process: transmembrane transport; zinc ion transport; intracellular zinc ion homeostasis. Gene Ontology annotation, molecular function: zinc ion transmembrane transporter activity.
AUGAGCGUCAACCGGUUGCCCCCUGUCAACACCCAUUUUUACGAGCAUCGACAUGUCAGCCCUGCCCCGUCCCAAGAUUCCACGGGUUCGCAAUUUCUGCCAAAGAGAAGGGAUACAGAAAAGAUUGCAUAUUCAUCACCUGGCGCUACCAAGCGGCCGACUUUCAAAAGAAAUUUCUCCAAACCCACCCAGUUCCUCCUUCACUCGACUGAAAGCUACUCAUUACUACAUGGGAUACUGGAGGACGACGAGUCCCGGCGAAUAUUCUAUUUCAUGAUAUUGAACCUCUGCUUUAUGUUGGUCCAGUCCACAUAUGGCGUUCUGACGGGAUCCCUGGGCUUGAUUAGUGACAGUAUCCACAUGUUCUUCGACUGUGUGGCCUUGCUGGUCGGGGUGUGUGCUGCUGUCAUGAGCAAGUGGCCUCCCAGUCUCAAAUUUCCGUACGGGUACGGAAAGAUUGAUACCCUUGCAGGGCUAGGCAAUGGUAUUUUCUUGAUGCUAAUAAGUAUCGAGAUCGUCUAUGAGGCGAUUGAACGGCUGUUCUCUGGUGCUGAUGUCAGUCGAACUGCAGAGCUUCUUGUGGUCAGCACGAUCGGUUUGUUUGUGAAUCUGGUGGGCAUUUUUGCUUUUCAUGGUGCUCACGAUCAUGGGCAUGGGCAUGGGCAUGGGCACGGACACGGGCACGAUCAUGGAAGUCAUAGCCAUAGCCAUGGCCACGGUCAUCAUGACCAUGACCACGAUCAUGAUGAUAAACAUGAUCAUAGCCACCAUGAAAUCGUCGGAGCUCCUAUGAUCGCCUCCGCUUCACCGAUGAAAGGCAAACAAGGGGCAGCGAGCGAUCACCACCAUGGUGGAGAAAACAUGCAAGGCAUCUAUCUCCACAUCAUGGCCGAUGCACUCGGCUCUCUGGCAGUUGUGGGAUCGACCCUUCUUGUCCGCUGGACCGGUUGGAGCGGGUUUGAUCCCCUCGCAUCAUGUAUCAUUGCCGUUCUCAUCUUUGCGUCCACUAUCCCGCUUGUCACGACAACGACAAAAACCCUCCUGUUGUCACUAAACUCUGACAUUGAAUACAACCUUCGAGACAUCCUCAGUGGUGUGGCCGAAAUCCGCGGUGUGGUGGGUUACACGGUGCCGAAAUUCUGGCUCGAAGACAUCAAGAAAGAGCCCGGUCAUCACCACCACCAUGGUCAUUCCCAUACACACGACGACCAUUCACAUUCGCAUUCUCACUCACAUAAAGACAGUGAUGGGAAGAAGUGUGACGGCGAAAACUCCGAUCCUACGGUGUUGGGUGUCAUCCACAUCAUCGCCUCACAGCAUGCAGAUUUAGAGGAUGUCAGAGAGCGGGUCUCGAUGUAUCUACGGCAGAGGAAAAUGGAUGUCGUUGUUCAGGUGGAGAGAGACGGGGAACAACGGUGUUGGUGCGGCGGAGGCCAGAAGAGUCCUAACACAUGA